Messenger RNA from Closterium sp. NIES-67, 2959 nucleotides. NCBI's taxonomy places the organism in Eukaryota, Viridiplantae, Streptophyta, Zygnematophyceae, Desmidiales, Closteriaceae. The record is from the annotation of a GenBank genome assembly.
UCAGCUCCCAAGCAUUCCCUUCCCUCCCACAACCAGUCUCGCUUCUCUGCAGUAAACCGCCCAGACUUCCCUCACUGGCCGCCUGCAAGCACGCUGCAACCCGCCCUUACUGACUAGAUAUUAGAGUUGCCACUGGAUUAUCUAGCGUGUUUUGUCCACCGCACUUUGCACGGUCUCACGUGAUCAGCAUUCGCGCCUUUUAUCCGCCGCCCUAGACCUUGCUUACGGAUUUGAGGAUAGCCACACAGUUUCAGGCGUGCUCUGUCCACCGCACAGCCUGGUUAUCCGUGACGUGGCGAAAAUGGAUUCACGUGCGAGAACACGUACCAGGUAUGGACCCACCACUCAUGCCACGUCACGCUGGUUCCGUUCACAUGCAUGCGCUAUUAAUGUCGGUGCCAAUCGGAACCGUCGAUGAAGUCUCGAAGAACACGGAGUGUUUUGAACCGUCCGAUUUGUAACUCAGCCAUGUAUUGUUACAUCACCCAACGUGAAUGUGCUGGCGGAGGUUCCCUUCGUUGACAAAUCGCAGCCACAGAUGCACUUCUAGAAGGACCCUAGACAGUUUAUAACCGUCCGAUCUUCGUCAGCGCGUGCGCUGGCUGGAAACCACGCUGGGUCCCGACAUUUGAGCGACACACCGGCCGCUUCGCGUUUGCCUGGCAGCGCGACAAACGAACGGUGGUGAAGCAACGUUCGCGAAGGUCCCUCCCUUCGUGAACUGGAGUUCCCCUCGCUGGCUGUCAGUAGAAAUGGCACUCCGACGGCCAUUUCUCUUCAGUCACAGCUUUUGAGUUGAGCAUCUUCUUAAUCACACCCUCUUGCAAGCACACUGCCCUCGAUCUUUGCUCCUUGUGCCUGAGCCCCCCCAACUGCUCUAAUGGCCUCGGCCAACCCUGAGACCGCUCUCGUGGCUGCUCUGGCUGCUGCCACGUUUCUUGGCAAGGCAGCGAAAUACCUCUGGCAAGUACCCUUCUGGUUCGACUGCUCUGCAGUGAACCAGACUCCUUUCGAAUGGCUUUGUGAUUGGACUGCUGCUGAUGAGGCAGAGCUGAGAGCAGCUUCAGCCAACACGCGACGUGCUACGUUGAGUCCCAGUGAGGAGUUGCUGCUCCUGGCUGGAAUUACAGUAAGCACGUCAGAGUUUAUAACGGAAUGGACUGCUGCUGAUGAGACAGAGCUGAGAGCAGUUUCAGCCAAGAUGCGACGUACUACGCUGAGUCCCAGCGAGGAGUUGCUGCUCCUGGCUGGAAUUACAGUGAGCACGUCAGAGUUUAUCUCGGAGUGGACAAAUGAGGAUGAGGAAUACUUAACAAGUGGUUCGGUAAAGAGCAGCAAUGCCUGGAGUGUAAGCGAGUGGCUGGCAGAACGUGGUGUGGUGAACUCGGCUGAGUUCAUCACGGAGUGGACUGAGGAGGAUGAGGCGUAUUUGAGAGGUGAAUCGGUUACGAGUCUGGCAGGACGCAGUGAGGGUGAACAGUCGUGGAUAGCGACAUGCCAGCCCAUGAGCUCGGCUGAAGUGGCGCUUAAGGUCGGUCGUUUCGCUGAGGCUGGGAAGAAGCGCCGGGAACGAGGCGUUGGAGCUCGCCUGGGCUUCUCCCCCUUGAGACCUGCUGCUGUCACCGCUGCUGCUGCUGUCGCUAUGAAUGCUGUUGCUUCUGCUGUUACGGCUGCUGCUGACGCGAUCGGUGCUGCUGCUUCUGCUGCUGCUGAGGCUGUUGGUGCUGCUGCUACUGCUGCUGCUGACGCUGUUGCUGCUGCAGUUACGACUUCUAUGCCUGCUGCUGCUGCUGUUUCACGCCAAAUGGAGACCAAGACAUCAGCAGCGAUGAGGUCCACUGCGUGCAAGUCGACUGUACGACCAGUUGUGAAACCUGCAGCAAAGGCAGCAGCGAAGCCAGUGGUCAAGCCAGCAGCGAAACCCGCAGUCAAGGCUGCAGGGAAAGCCGCAGUAAAGGCUGCAGCGAAUUCCGCUGUCAAGGCUGCAGGGAAACCCGCAGUCAAGGCUGCAGCGAAAUCCGCAGUCAAGGCUGCAGCAAGUCCCGCAGUCAAGGCAGCAGCGAAGCCAGUGGUAAAGCCAGCAGCUUGCAAGCCAGCUGCGAAGCCGGCAGCCUGCAAACCAACAGUGAAGCCUGCGGUUGUCAAGCCAACAGUGAAGUAUGCUGCAUCAUCUGCCACUGCCAGUGUUGGUGCUUCUGCUGCUGUUACAUCACCUCUGAGGCGGGAAUCGCAGAAGGGGUUGCAGGGAACAACAGGGGGGAGAAGGGGGCAAGUGAGCCAGGCUGCAAAAGCAGCCUCGCAGAAACAAGUGUCUCAGAAAUCUAGGUGGAGGUGAAUGAUAGCUUAUGUGUAGUGAACAAUGUACAUAUUCGUGUAUAGAACUAAUCUAUCUAGUUGAAAUCGUCCAGGGACAUUUGUUUGAGCAGAGGUAGUCCUCUGCUCUCUAUCCUGCAUAAUCCAUCCGCCACGCUACCUUGAUUGAAGAUUGGCCAUGGGAUACUGAUCAGAUCGGGUCGUUCUCCUGUGGUUUUAUUGAAAAGUAGUGAGUUUUGGCCUUCUCUUGCCAUGCUUGAGAAUAUGGUGGGUCUGAUUUUCCAUGCAGCUGUCUCUAGAGAGUUCUGUCUUAUCUGAAGCUGCUAACUGCAUAAGAAUUCUCUUACACUUUCCUCCCUCACCUUUAGCCCUCCCCUCCCCUCCCCUCCCCUUCGCCGCCACCAUCACUCUCAUUCGAAAACUCUCUAUUGAUUUUACCUGUUCAUGAACAAGUAGCCCGGGUGAGUGAGUGUAUGAACUGACACUCCUUCCCCCUUCCCUCCUCUCUGUCUUUUGUUUCCUAUUAGUCCUUCCAUCAUCCAUCGGUCCGUUCGUCUGUCCGUCUGUCCAUCCAUCCAUCCAUCCAUCCAUCCAUCCAUCCAUCCAUCCAUCCAUCCAUCCAUCCAUCCAUCCAUCCAUCCAUCCA